GAUGAGUUGGAAAGUAAAUGUGUUUAAAUAACCAAGAUUAAAGAAUCUGUUCCCAGAGUAAAAUUAACACAUUUAUCUAAAACCAAUAUUAUUGAUGUAUGGGCUCAUAAUUUCAUGGCUGAAAUUACAGAAAUAGCUUCACUUAUUGAAGAAUUUAAUGUUAUAUCAUUAGUAAUGAUUGUAAUGAAUUUAGGAUACAGAAUUUCCAGGAACAGAGUAUGAUCAACCAGAAAAUGAUGAUAAGGUGAGUUGAAUGUAAAAAUAAUAGGAUUAUGAAUAUUAAUAAUUAGUAAGAAAUGUUUAAAAAUACAAACUUAUAUAACUUGGAAUAAGCUUAGCAAAUGAAGCUGGAGAAGUACCUUUGGUUAAGAACACAUGGCAAUUUCAUUUUAAAUUUAAUUCAUAGUAUAUAAACAAUUAAAAUUAGAUAUGAUUAAUUAAUGAAUCCUGUUAAGGUUAUGUUAGAAUAGGCAGGAAUUAGGUUUGAUGAUUUAGCAUCUAAAGGAAUAGAUUAUUCUUUAUUUUGUGAAAUAGUUACUGGAAGUGGUAUUACUAUAUAUAAAAAUAAGGACUAAUCUUAAAUGAUGAAAUUAAAUAUGUAGUAUUUCAUGGGGAAUUUGAUUUUGGUUAUUUAUUACAUUUGUUUCAUCAUUCAGGAAUUCCAGAUACAUAAGAAGAAUUUUAUAAAAUGAUGAAACUUUAUUUUCCAUAGAUUUAUGAUUUGAAAUAUAUUUUAAAAGACAAUCAAAAAUAUAAAGAUGCUGGAUUAAGUAGAUUAGCUACCAAAGUUGAAGUGACUCGUAUAGGACCAGAACAUUAAGCAGGAUCAGAUGCUUUACUUACAUUAUAAUGCUAUUAUCAAUUGAAAUUUUGUUUCCCAGAUUUAUAAAGUGAUUUUGAAAAAAAUAUGAACAUAAUCUAUGGUAUUGGUAAAGGCUAUGUUCCAAAUAAGUAUUUAUUAUAUUAUAUUUAAGUCGACGAAAAACUUAUGCAUCUAGUUCAUAGACACCAGACCCAGGAUUAUAAGUAAAUCAAAUAGAUUAAUAAUAUUACUACAAUCAAAAUUUCUAAUAUGAAGAACUUCAAAAUUCUUAUUAUCAAUAUGGAUAACAAUUCAUGAAUUACAAUUAUUUUUAAUAUCAAAUGCAUGAGCCUGAUCAAUAGAAGAGGAAAGGUUAUUGA
Molecule: messenger RNA, 1182 nt
Organism: Paramecium pentaurelia
Lineage: Eukaryota; Ciliophora; Oligohymenophorea; Peniculida; Parameciidae
Source: the annotation of a GenBank genome assembly